UGUCGGUAAAGAAAAAGAAGGUUCUAAUCAAUAGUCUGAAGAAACUGCUUAAUUCGAUUAAUGUUAUUACGGAGACAGAAUAGAAAUCUCUUAAAGAUACAAUAAUUUUCGAAAAUAUGGAUUUCACAGGAAAACUGUUGUAGUCUUUCCCACUAUUUCUAGCCACGUAAUAAUACGUUGAAAUCUGUGUUUAUAUAAAACAAAACAAAUAAAAGUUUAUAUAAACAAGCAAUAGUAAUUUAUGUUAGAGAUCUGUUGCUUGAAAUAGAUAAAGGAAACCAAAAGGUCUUCCUCAUGCAUAUGCAGUAAGUGACAUGCUUUUAAUUGCGAUAUAUUUGUAUUAACAUAAUCAGUGAAGUUCCCUCCACUGGCACCUGGUAGGAGCCCGCGGGCUGCACACCUGGGCCGCGCUCGUCCACCUCUCUGCUCGGCCUCUGCUAACGUUAACCCCUUUUUUCAGACGUCGGGCGCCGCGGCUGGUUUCGCGCCAUUUCGCCACAGCACCACUCAUUCGCUCGCCACACUCGGCAGAGCGCGGCGGCCGACAGACAACUCGCACAAAUAAACAUUCGAAUUAUUCCUCACGUUCAAAAUAUACAACGAUAUAUUAAAAACAAUUCGCGACGACGACAAAGUUUGUGGCAAAAUUACAAACAUUCCUACUUAUCUGUGAUAAUAAUGAACACACAAUUAAUUUAAUUUUAGUGUUGUGAUUAGCUUAAAAUAAAUAAAUCCAAAUGCAACCGUCAAAAUAAAAUGUCUCGGGCCUCGGUGUUCAAAACGGUAUUUUAAUUUGUUUUGUUAAAAUAAGUAAAUAUGACGAAGUAUAAGUUGAACAAUACAGUGCGCUCGGCGUCGGAGGUGACGCUGACAUCGUACAUGACGGGCAGCACGGACAGCGGCAGCAAGCCGGCGGGCGAGCUGGACACCAACCAGAACGACCACGCGGGCGCCGAGUCCAACCGCAACCUGGCGCCGCGCCGCUGCCCCGCCUGCCCGCACGGCUGCGACUUCCUGCGCGAGUCCGAGACGCUGGCCGCCUCGCUGGCCAAGCAGGAGUGCGACAAGUUCGGCCUCAACGAGCUGCGCGUGGACGGCCUGGACAAGAACGUUUGCCUGUGCGAGAAGUACAACGGCGGCUGCAAGCUGUGUCCGCGCCCGCGCCUGCCCGCGCUCACCUACACGCUGGCCGGCAAGGAGGCCUGCCUCGCCUGCCACCGCUCCGCCUGCGCCGAGCCCUACUCAAAUACAAAUGGCACGUACAACGGCGAGCUGCCGCACAAGGCGGGCGAGGGCAGCGCGGGCGCGGGCGGCUGGCGGCGCGGCGCGGCGCGGCGGGCGCGCGCCUGCUGCUCCACCAAGACGCUGCUGCGCCGGCUGCCCAUCCUGCAGUGGCUGCCCAAGUACACAGCGCGACAUGGACUCGCAGACGCCAUCGCCGGUAUAACGGUGGGGCUGACGGUGAUCCCGCAGGCGAUCGCGUACGCGGGCGUGGCGGGGCUGCCGCCGCAGUACGGGCUGUACUCGUCGUUCAUGGCGUGCUUCGUGUACACGGUGUUCGGCUCGGUGAAGGACUCCGCCAUCGGGCCCACCGCCAUCGCCGCCAUCCUGACCCGAGAGAACCUGCACGGGCUCGGGCCCGAGUUCGCCGUGCUGCUCGCCUUCCUCUCCGGCUGUGUGGAGCUGCUCAUGGGCAUACUGCAGCUUGGUUUCCUGAUCGACUUCAUCAGCGGGCCGGUGUCGGUGGGCUUCACGUCGGCUGCCGCUAUCAUCAUCGCCACCACGCAGGUCAAGGACAUCCUAGGGCUCAGCUUUCCCGGGGGCAAGUUCCUACAGGUGUGGACGGGCCUGUACGAGCACAUCGGUGAGACGCGCCUGUGGGACUCCGUGCUCGGGAUCUCCUGCAUCGUCGUGCUGCUGCUGCUCAGGAAAGUGAAAGACAUAAAGGUGAGUUCGAAGUCGGGCGGCGAGUCGGGCAGCGCGUGCGAGGGCGAGUCGCGGCUGCGGCGCGGCGCGGGCCACGCGCUGUGGUUCCUGUCCACCACGCGCAACAUCCUCGUCGUGCUGGUCUGCGCCGCGCUCGCCUACUACUUCGACACGCAGCGCCAGGCGCCCUUCGUGCUCACAGGUGAGGUGAAACCGGGCCUGCCGGAGCUGUCAGCGCCGCCGUUCUCCGCCACUGUGGGUAACCACACCUACACGUUCUCUGAAAUGGCGUCUACGCUCGGCAGCGCCAUAUUCGUGGUGCCUUUGCUAUCCAUUCUCGAGAAUAUCGCACUCGCUAAAGUUUUCUCGGAGGGCAAGUACGUGGACGCGACGCAGGAGAUGGUGGCGCUGGGCGUGUGCAACAUGGCGUCGGCGCUGGUGCACUCCAUGCCGGUGUCGGGCGCGCUGUCCCGCGGCGCCGUGAACCACGCCAGCGGCGUCGCCAGCACGGCCGGCGGCCUCUACACCGGCGCGCUCGUGCUGCUCUCGCUGCAGUACUUCACUCCGUACUUCUACUACAUCCCAAAAGCGUCGCUGGCGGCCGUCAUCAUCGCCGCCGUGGUCUUCAUGAUGGAACUUCACGUCUUCAAACCUAUUUGGAGGACAAAGAAGCUGGACCUGAUCCCCGCGGUGGUGACGUUCGUGUCUUGCCUGAUGCUGCGGCUGGAGCUGGGCAUCGUCAUCGGCAUCGCUGUCAACUUAUUGUUCCUGCUCUAUGCCUCCGCCAGACCUUCCGUCAAAGUUACUACUGCUGUGUCCGCGGACGGUAUCGAGCACCUGGUGGCGGCGGUGGACCGCUCGCUGUCGUUCCCGUCGGCGGAGUUCGUGCGGCGCGCGCUGCGCAAGGCGGCCGAGCGCCACCACUCGCACGCGCCGCUCGUCAUCGACGCCACGCACGUGCAGGCCGCAGACUUCACCGCCGCCAAGGGUAUCAAGGCGCUGAUCGACGACUUCCACGCGCGCGGGCAGACCAUCAUCUUCUACAACGUGAAGCCAUCCAUCGCGGAGGUGUUCCGCGGGGUCCGGCCGCGCGAGUUCCUGCACUGCUCGUGUCGCGCGCAGCUGGACCGCCUGCUGCUGGACGCGGCCCGCAAAGACCUCCGCCCCGCGCUCUAGCGACGGCUGCGCGGGCGCACUGAUCUCCGCAGUACCUUGACCGACGAAACAGUAUUUAUUAGCGAUACCUACGUAUUUAUACUAGCCUAAUUAAUGUUAGCUAGGUUAAGUUUUGCCAGUCCCAAAGGACGAGGUCAAAUAAACGUGUUGGUUAUUUUAA
Trichoplusia ni (cabbage looper) is the source of this 3262-nucleotide messenger RNA. Its product is annotated as sodium-independent sulfate anion transporter-like. The coding region runs from base 817 to 3102 and encodes 761 amino acids. The record is from RefSeq and is a predicted model, not a curated record. The transcript has 13 exons. Gene Ontology annotation, biological process: transmembrane transport. Lineage: Eukaryota; Metazoa; Arthropoda; Insecta; Lepidoptera; Noctuidae. Gene Ontology annotation, molecular function: secondary active sulfate transmembrane transporter activity. Gene Ontology annotation, cellular component: membrane.